Molecule: messenger RNA, 2015 nt
Organism: Cornus florida
Lineage: Eukaryota; Viridiplantae; Streptophyta; Magnoliopsida; Cornales; Cornaceae
Product: protein DJ-1 homolog C
Exons: 9
Coding region: 74-1492 (472 amino acids)
Biological process (GO): guanine deglycation, glyoxal removal; protein deglycation, glyoxal removal
Cellular component (GO): cytosol; nucleus
Molecular function (GO): protein deglycase activity
Source: RefSeq, a predicted model, not a curated record
CAAUCCCACAGUCCCAAAACCUCACUACAAACACUGCAUAAUUGCCCAAACUGAACUGAUUUAGGAACGAACAAUGAAGUCUCUACAGUUACUUGUCUCACCACAUCCUCUCAACCUCUCUUCUCCAAUGGCCGUCUCUGCUUCAAAUCUUCACUUCUCAACCUUCGCAAUCAUGCCCAUCGCUCAACAGCGUAAAACACCCAUUUCAAAACGGUCUUCAAAGCUCACCAAAACCCUAUCACCAACACCACCACCAACAGCAAUUUCAACUACAGAAACAUCCACUUCCACAACAACAACGACAGCUACCAGUUCUCUCUCUCCCAAAAAGGUUCUGGUUCCGAUUGGGUUUGGUACGGAAGAAAUGGAAGCUGUGAUAUUGGUUGAUGUUCUGCGGCGAGCUGGUGCAGAGGUGACUGUGGCGUCGGUUGAGCGGCAGCUAGAAAUUGAAGCUUCUGGUGGCAUUAGACUGGUUGCUGAUACAUCCAUUUCCACAUGUUCAGAUGAAAUUUUUGACCUUGUUGCGUUACCGGGAGGAAUGCCUGGAUCUGCACGCUUAAGAGAUUGCAAAGUUCUUCGUGAAAUUACAAGCAAACAAGCUGAGGGAAAAAGGUUAUAUGGUGCAAUCUGUGCUGCUCCAGCAGUCACACUUUUGCCAUGGGGACUUAUCAGGAGAAAACAGACGACUUGUCACCCUGCAUUCAUGGACAAGCUUCCACAUUUUUGGGCUGUUAAAUCAAACAUCCAAGUUUCAGGAGAGCUUACAACAAGCCGUGGCCCUGGUACUUCUUUUGAGUUUGCUGUAACACUAGUGGACCAACUGUUUGGGGAGUCUGUUGCCAAGGAGGUUGGAGAAUUGUUGCUUAUGAAAACUGCUCUUGACAAUCCUAGAAAAGAAGAAUUCAAUGAAGUUGAGUGGGCAAUCGGUCAUAAUCCUCAUGUUCUCAUUCCAGUUGCAAAUGGUUCUGAAGAAAUUGAAGUAGUAACAAUUGUAGAUAUUCUACGGCGGGCAAAAGUGGAUGUUGUGGUUGCUUCAGUUGAAAAAUCCACACAGAUAUUGGCAUCCCAAGGCACAAAAAUUGUUGCAGACAAGUCAAUUGAUAGUGCUUCUGAAUCAAUAUAUGAUUUGAUCAUCCUACCGGGAGGAAUUGCUGGAGCAGAGCGGUUACACAGAUCCAAGGUUCUAAAGAAGUUGCUUAAAGAACAAGAAUCAGCUGGAAGAGCAUAUGGAGCAAUCUGCUCUUCACCAGCAGUACUGCAUAAACAAGGGUUGCUCAAGGACAGGAGAGCCACCGCUCAUCCCUCUGUCAUGAGCAAGCUCACCAAUGAGGUAGUUGAUGGUGCCCGAGUAGUUAUUGAUGGUAAAAUUAUCACAAGCAAGGGACUCGCGACUGCAACAGAUUUUGCAUUGGCUAUUGUGAGCAAGGUUUUUGGUCAUGCAAGGGCAAGGAGUGUAGCAGAAGGACUGGUGUUUGAAUACACCAGGAGCUAGACUUAGCAUGCAAUUGAAAUGUAUACGAAGCACCCAAUGCUGUGAUAAGUAGAGCUAUAUUCCCCAAAUGAAACCAGUCAGGAGACAUUUUUCUACCAAAAUUUCACCAUUGGUAGCUGAUAAGUAGUCUUGUGACACGGCUGGUUAACCCAUUCCUGAUCCCGAUUGUAAGGGGGCAAUCGAGCAUCUUGGGAUUUCUGCAGCCUAACUGAAGUCCGAGUAUGGAGUUUGGACUGGAUGAUCAGGAUUGAAGCUGAUUUUGUUGCAUCUUCGUCUUGUUUGAGCUUUUAAAUCAAUGGAAUGAAGAUGGCGAGGGCGGUGAGGGCAAGAUGGUGGUUAUACUUUUGUAUUAUUGGUUGCCUUUUACUCAACAUUUGAUUUAUAGACUCGGGGUAUGAAAUCUUCAUUAUAUGUUUGGAACUAAAAUUCUUCAGAUUUUAAAUUUAAGGCGCUGAUUUGGUGCUCUCAACAGUGUUAUAAAUGAGAUAUUUUAUAUGCAUUGAUUCACUUUAUUUAUUUUCAA